CUCGCUUGUCUUCAUUCAUUUGAAAAAAAAGUUUUUACAAUAGGAUUACAUUGGUAUUUUUUGAUAACAUCGAAAACUGUAGACAACUAAUAUUAUUUUUUCUCUCCUGCUUUAGUAAUGUUGUAUUUAGCUAUAGCGACUUUUAUGUAAAUUCUGACGGAGAUGUAGGCGAUGUAGGCCAGGUAUUACGAUUCACUGAGCUUGAGAUAGCUUGUGCAGUGUGAAGUGAUGUGAGAAGAUGGAAAACUUUAACAUUUAACAAACUUUGUAAUUAUUUAUGUAUUGUUGAAACUCACACUCUGGUGUGUGGUUUGUGAACAUACUGUUUUGCAAUUGAUAAAAGUAUUGUUGGAAACCUUUUUCUGGGAAUGUUUGGAAAUUUUCAGUAAUUUUAGUGGAGAGUACAAGUGUUACCGCAUGUUGCUCGGAGAAAACCUGGAAAAGUAAUAAGUUGUUUAGAUAUAGAUGUGGUGAUUAAUGCCUGUCUAGCAUUCCUGAUUUAUUUGGAGUAAAAAUAGUUUUUUAUAGUGAAUGUUAGUUGAGUGCUUUAAAAAUGGGAAAUAAAUUCACAAGGAAAUUUAAAUUAGGAGAAUCAAAGGGUAAAGAGACUGGGGCUUCUGGGCAAUAUGCAAAUAAGUCCCAGGCUGAAGGGGAAGCCCUAAAAGAAGAGAAAAAAGUGAAUGACACAGGGGCCAGUUCCUCUACAGAAGAACAUGGUAGUAAUAAACCUGCAGAAACUAAGAGGGAAGUAACAGUACAACAAGUUACUAUUAAAAUAGAUGAAGUUGGACCAAAUGACCCUGAUGCUGACCCACCGGGACUGAUAAGUGAAGAGUUGAAACCCGCAGAAUCCCAACCGGAGUCUACUGAAUCUAAACCAGAGGCUACAGAAUCUAAACCGGAGUCUGCAGAAUCUAAACCGGAGUCUACAAAAUCUAAACCAGAGUCCAAACCAGAGCCCAUACCAGGAACUACACAACCAGAGACAGAGCCAGCAGAAGCUUCUGAUGAUGAGGAGCAGAAAGCCAAAGCAAAAUCUGCAACGCCACCAAGUGACGAUCGUGAAGAUGAAGUGUCAAUAACUCCCCCACAUCCUAUUGCCAAAAGAAGUCGCCGUGGUGCAGUAAGUGCCGAGGUUUACAAAGAGGAAGAUGCAGCUCAAUAUGUCAAAAAGGUUGUUCCAAAAGACUACAAAACGAUGGCUGCUCUAUCCAAAGCUAUAUCCAAAAAUGUCUUGUUUUCCCACUUAGAUGACACAGAGAGAAGUGAUAUUUUCGAUGCCAUGUUUCCGGUUCACAGACAUGCAGGGGAGGUUAUCAUACAACAGGGUGAUGAAGGUGACAAUUUCUAUGUCAUAGAUCAAGGAGAAGUAGAUGUAACCAGUGUAGCUCGCAACCUUUCAUUAUUCACUGGUACACCUAGGGCAGCUACAGUAAAGGCUAAAGGAGAUGUCAAAUUAUGGGGUAUUGACAGAGACAGUUAUCGUAGAAUUCUUAUGGGUAGCACAAUUAGAAAGAGAAAGAUGUAUGAAGAAUUCCUCACUAAAGUCUCCAUACUUGAGAACCUUGACAAGUGGGAGAGAUUGACGGUUGCAGAUGCUCUAGAACCUGUACAGUUUGAAGAUGGUCAGGAGAUUGUCCGGCAGGGAGAACCUGGAGAUGAUUUCUUUAUUAUACUCGAGGGUUCUGCAGCAGUAUUACAGAGACGUGCAGACAAUGAAGAGCCAGUUGAAGUGGGCAGACUUGGAACCUCAGAUUACUUCGGUGAGAUUGCGCUACUACUUGACAGACCUCGUGCAGCCACAGUCAUUGCACGCGGGCCCCUUAAAUGUGUUAAACUUGAUCGCAGUAGAUUUGAAAGAGUACUUGGCCCUUGUGGAGACAUUCUUAAACGAAAUAUUUCUCAGUAUAAUAGUUAUGUGUCAUUAUCAGUGUAAUAGACUUAUACCAAAUCUGUUUUAGACAUGUUUGCAUUGUCUUGGACUAUUAGCAAUAAAUUUCCUUGGAGAGCCUCAUUUUAAAGGACUGAAUCUAAGGGAGAAGGUACGAAAAGGAAGUCACUCUUUUCUUAGCAAAGGAACGAUACAAACUUGUUUGUGCAUGUAGCAGUUGUUGUUUAUAAAUGAAGAUUAAAUUAGCUCCAUUAAAACUUUUAAGUAUACUGUCGUUUCGGAUAACACAUUUUGGAUAUGGUUAGAUGAUAUUUGCUUUUUAACCAUGAAAUAUUUUUGCACUUGUGCUGUAAAGUUAAAAGAUAGUUGGUUAAGAAAGAGUGAAAAGCUUAUCAGGUUUAGUGAGACAACCUCUCGAUUAUUUAUUUUACAAGAUGAGUACUUUGAGUCACAGAUCAGGUACUAAGGUUUGCUACAUUUGAAAAUAUUUUGAAAAUGAAUGAAAGUAUACAUUGAAAACAUUUAAAAUGUCUUUUUCUCAAUGUUUGUGAAUGAAAAUACUUUCAAGCAGUCUGUUUUUGAAGGCAUUUUAGAAGUAAGUUUAGUUUUGUUCACAUUAAAAGAUGUAUAAAAUCUGUAGUUAAAAGUUUCCUUCCAGAACUAUACUGUUUCUCAAUCAAAACAAAACUAGUCUGUUCUACUUGUUAUGAUGAAAUUCUCGGACUAGAAAAUGGCUUCAUGGCUUUUAGAAUUGCUGAUUCUUUUCCCUGUCUGUCUUACCAAUUCUCUGCAUAAUAAGAAAAAAAAACACAUAUUAACCAGUAAAAAUUGUAGAUCUUGUCGUAUUCAUGUAUUAUCUUAUAAGUGAAAUAUAUGCCAAGUUUUUCUCUAAAUAAAGCAUUACUUUUACCAGAUAGGUAAAAAAUUCAUUUCCUAUUUUUCGACCAGAGCAGUUAAAUAUCCUGGAAAGUUCAGAAAACCAUGCAUGUCAAAUGCAUUCAAAGAGAAAACCCGAUGGUGAUGAAUACCUGUUUAAAACAACUUGACUGGUUUGAGUCAGAUUUUACCUGUUAAGAAAAAUAGGUUGGUUUCACUGGUAUAGAUAGGACAGGUCUUAUAUAAAGUAGGACAUACACAUGUUUCAUUAGAGAGAAUUGUGUUAAAGGGGCAUGCCUCUAGAAUUAUGUAACUAUUUUUGAAAAUUGAAGAAGCACUUCCAUUAGUUAGUGGUUGUACAUAAAAGUAAAAAGAAGUUGAUACAGUGAAUACUGUGCAGUACUUGAUUAUAAAGGGACACAUGUCACACAAUACAAACAUAAUGCUAAAUUGAAUGAUUUAUGCUGUACUUUACCAUUCUCCAAUUAUACCAACUUUUAUGAUAUUAAUUUAUGAACUUUUAGGUUACUUUUAUGUUAUUGUCUGUUUUAUCAUGUUUGACGUUGUGGUAGCGAAAUAAAGCCAUUACAUAAUAUUGAUAUUACACUUGUGUGAUAGAGCUUUGACAUUAACAUCAUUUUAAGUAUAGGAGAUGUUGGUCAAAUUUACUUGGUCAGUAAUCGGUAAUUUAAGAAAUUUUUAUGUUUCAGCAGGAAAAGCUUACAUGUGAUAAAAAUAUUACAUUUGUGUCUUUCCACAUUUAAUUUGUUAAACCUGUUGAAAGAAAUUGAUAAAAUGCUCGGCAGAGUCUCGCAUUUUAUUAUUUUAUACAACUUGUUUGAUAUAUUCAGUAUUGAAAGACACUCGUGUAAUAUCCCCUAUUUAUUAUAAAAUGAAAUUUUGAUGUUUAUCAGGAGGUAUGCCCCUUUAAUGUUGAAUUGCAUUCAACUGCUGUUUAUUAUUUAUAUAUUGAUGUAUCUAGGUAGCCAUGGUUGUGUCUAUAUUAUACCAGGAGUAUGUAUACAUGUAUUCAUUAUGCUUUUAAGUAUUACAGCAAUCGAGUUGCGCUCAUUGAUAUAAAUUGCUUGAAUGUCUAUAUACCAAAAAAGAUUAAAACACGCAAUUAACGGGUACUAUAUCCAUAUUUGGUCAGUACAUAAGGCGGCCCCUGUAGAUUCUGGACUAGUUGAUAGUGUCUCGUCAGUGAGUAGAAGGUUGUGUGAUUAGUUUCCCCUCUUGUAUGUUGAUGCCAAGCCUGUAUUUAUCAAGGGUAAACACACUUCUACAUUUAAUCAUCGUACUGUAUGUGCAAACAGAUGCAUGCAGAUAUACUGCAGAAAUAGGUAACAAAACUCUCUUGAAAAUACAAAGUAUAUUAUGUGUUUAAACCAUGCAAAUAAAUAUACUGUAUAUUUUAAGAAACCUAGAGAAGUAAUUCAUUGAUCUAAACAUUUUUGUUGUGAUGUCAGUCUGAAGAAAUAUGUUGAAGGAAACAUAAGCUAAGAGAGCCAAACUGUCUUUAUUUUUGUGUAAAUGUAUUCUCGAUAUUGCAGUUUUUCCCCGCUAAAUCCUAAUUGUUCAAUUGCUUAACAAUAUGGAAUGGUUAAAUGUAGGCCUGUAUUUUGAGCAGUACUUGUAUGUUGUCAGUGAAUUAAUUCUGUACUAACAUAUAAAGUAGAUACUAUGAAUUGCUAUGGUUUUCCUGAUAUUAUUUUCUCUUCAAUCUUUUUUUUUGUUAAUUUGUGUUACUAUAGAUGCAGAGAUGAGUUUCUAGAACAUAGGGCAUAAAAUAAUGAUUGACUAACAAAGUGUGUUCCACAAGAGUUAUCUCUCUUGGCAUAAUAGGAAAUAUUUGACUAAUAUAUUAUUUUAUAUUCAUCUCUUGGAUAUUGGUUUAUAUUGAUAUUUUUGCACAUUGAGGUGCAGAAAAUUUGCUGAACACCCCUGUACUUAAUAGCUCGCUUCAAGUAACGUUUAUGUAGAGUUUUUACAAAAAUUGUUUUAUAUCAGUUGACACAAGUAUAUUUUGUUUUUCUUUGCCAAACUGAUUAAUUUGUUCAGGUGACUAGUUUGUGAUUGUUAAUGUGUAUUAGAGAAAUUAUCAUUUUUAUGGGUGUAGUAAGCAUCAAGAUUGACCUAUUUUACCUCUUGUUCAUUGAAUAGAAAAUUUGAUAUGUCCAUUAUUAUAUACAUACGUAAACUGAUGCGAAUGAUUGUGAUCAGGAUGUUUAUGCUGACAAAGAUGAAGGAACUGCCUCAGUUUGUAUGUGUGUAUUUAAACUUAUUCGUAAUCGUUACCAGUAACAAAUACGAAUGAUUCCUGCAGGAAACUUUUAGUUAUUUUACUGAGAGGACAAAUAAAACACUACAUACCCUGUGUAAAGCACCCAUACACAGGACUCAUCCUUAUGGAGUAGUCCAGGCUUGUGGCUCAAAGUUCAAAUGAAAACAUACUUAGUUACAAGUUUUUCACAGUAUAGUUAAUAUAAUAAGACAUAAAAAGUUCAAAUAUUCUAUUCACUGAAGGUGAAAAAGAGAAAGUCUAGUUGAUUGCUAAAUCCAUGGACUUCUGAUGUUAAUGAUAAAUGUACAGUUGUUAGCUAAUCAAGGGAUGUUGUUAUUAUAUGUAUGAAUGUUUAAUCAUUAAAAUAUGGUGAAUCAUAGUGAAAGUUUUAGAAUCAUGUAUUUAUGAAAUUUUGAGAGAAUAUAUGAACUAUUUCCUUUUUUGAUUAAACAGAUUGAAUGUA
Messenger RNA from Mercenaria mercenaria, 5514 nucleotides. Its product is annotated as cAMP-dependent protein kinase regulatory subunit. The transcript is spliced from 11 exons. Bases 554 to 1936 code for a protein of 460 amino acids. The record is from RefSeq and is a predicted model, not a curated record. NCBI's taxonomy places the organism in Eukaryota, Metazoa, Mollusca, Bivalvia, Venerida, Veneridae.